AUGAUGAAAAGCGGAAAGAAGCAGAUUGUGUACGACGAAAACUCAGGGCGAUUCUUCGAGUCGAACAAGGACGAAGGAGACUGCAUCCCUGACGAGGAGUUCUGUGUUAUAGACAAGGAUAGCGGCACAAUGAUUCGCCUGACAGUAGAGGAAAAGGAACGCAUUUUCUUGGACGCUCUUCAGGCAUACUACUUUGACAAUCGGCAGAUGCUUAAUGACGACGAGUUUGAUCUUCUCAAGGAAGAUCUUCAAUGGAAUGGAUCGGAGGUUGUUCAAAUGAAUCGAAAAGAAGCAACGUACCUCGCAGCGGUGCAAGACUACAUGAAGGGCACUCCCAGCAUGGCGGACGGCGAGUUUGAUGCGCUGAAGAAGGAGCUGAUGGAAGCUGGUUCUGUUUUUGCUGUCGCCAAGGAACCCCAGUGUUACAUCGACACCGGCAUUUGCAAGGUCACCUUGCAAGAAGACAACUUCCGAAUGAAUCUCCUCUACCUACCGGCCAGUACCAUCAUUUUCGUGGCAUGGCUGGGACUUGGUUUUGAAUUCAUUGAACCCAUUAUCCGACUGAACCCAAUCAUCUUGGCUCUCCUGGGUACUCCGUUUGUUGUGCAGGGCUCCAAGUUCAUUACCGACAAUUUUCUUUUCCAGAACAGCUAUGUUGCGUACGGUCCCUGUCCAAGUUGCCAGGCAUCGAACAGGGUAUACUUCGGUGAUAUCCUUGGAGUAGAGGGUUUUGAUGCUGUUGCCACGGUGAAGUGCCCCAACUGCAAAGAGACCUUCAAUGUGCAACGGAACACACUGCGAGCUUCCACUCUGCCUAAGGCUUAA
Molecule: messenger RNA, 825 nt
Organism: Seminavis robusta
Lineage: Eukaryota; Bacillariophyta; Bacillariophyceae; Naviculales; Naviculaceae
Source: the annotation of a GenBank genome assembly